This is a messenger RNA of Trypanosoma brucei brucei TREU927, 1119 nucleotides long. Its product is annotated as metacaspase. Gene Ontology annotation, biological process: proteolysis. The transcript has a single exon. NCBI's taxonomy places the organism in Eukaryota, Euglenozoa, Kinetoplastea, Trypanosomatida, Trypanosomatidae. The record is from RefSeq and is a predicted model, not a curated record. Bases 1 to 1119 code for a protein of 372 amino acids. Gene Ontology annotation, molecular function: cysteine-type endopeptidase activity.
AUGUCGUCUGAAAAAGUCGCUGGCUAUGUUCAGUGCGUCGUUGGCAUUAUAUUUGGUGUUGUCACAGGAGGCGCAUCAAUAUAUGUCACGAUCGCGAUGGAGCUCCUUCAAGUCGCUGUGCCAUACGUUCUGGUAACUCUCGGUCUUCAGCGCCGACCUCCAAAAGGUGGUGUCGACAAAGCGAUGGCGGAAGCAGAGAGUGUCGAAGCGGAGGUCAUGAAGAAACCCAGUAAGCAGCAACGAUCUUUCCGUGCACUUUUUAUUGGCAUUGAUUAUAAAGGAACUCCAGCUGAGCUCCGGGGGUGUCAGGCUGACGCGGUGAUGAUGGCCGGCACAAUGGAAAAAAUUGGCAUUCCGAUUACUGAGAGGUGCGUCCUUAUGGAUACCGACGACCCCAGGUUUAACGCCAUCAAGCCCACACGAGCGAACAUCUUGCAGCACAUGGCAUGGCUUGUUAAGGACGCGAAGCCUGGCGAUGCCCUUUUUCUUCACUAUUCCGGUUACGGUGCACAGGUGCGUGCGGAGGAGGAUAAAGAGGAGGAGUUCGAUCAGUGCAUUGUGCCCUGUGACUACGAAGAAAAUGGUUGCAUACUGGAUAAUGAGCUUCACGAAAUCAUAUCAACACUACCAAGGGGAGUCCGUCUGACAGCCGUGUUCGACUGUUCGCACGCGGGGACGCUCCUUGACCUUCCGUUCAGUCUCAUUUGCAGCAGCAACGACUGCUCUGCAGUGGGUGAAAUGAAACGCAUCCGCACAGGUGGUGAUGUUAAUGCCCAUGUACUCAUGUUUUCCGCCUGUGGAGACGACGAGGCAGCUGCUGACUUGCCCAAUGCUGGAGACUUCGUGGAAGGCGCCUCUGGCUCCGGUGGUGCCGCCACACAGUGCUUCAUUUCCAUGUUGUUAAACAAGACACCAGGAACUAUCUACAGCCUCCUCUCAACAACACGUGAUAAACUGAGGGAAAAGGGAUUCAAACAGUCGCCGCAAAUGAGUGCGUCGAGGUGCCUCAGCCUAACCGAGAAGUUUACGUUAACCGAGCUUUUCUCGGUGGCCGAACCGUGCCCUAAUAUCCUAACUGGAGAACCGCGUUGGAAAACCACCCCUCUUGGUGGAAAAUAA